AUGGACCUCCAGCCAACCUCGUGUGUCUUCCCCGACGCGCGGUGCCUUGGCCAGACCUGCGGAGACUUUAUCCGCACCUCCUGCACCAGCCCCUCCCUCCAGGGACUCUGGGCCGGCCACACCUGCCCGCAAUGCCGCGGCUGCUGCUCCGUGCAGCCGCCGCCUUCGCCUCCCGCGGCCCCGCCGCCGCCGCCGCCGCCUCCUCCCGCGGCCCCGCCCUCGCCAGCGGCCCCGCCGCCGCCGCCUCCCGCGGCCCCGCCCUCGCCUCCGACCCCGCCGCCUCCGACGUCGCCGCCGCCGCCGCCGCUCGCCCCACCCCCACCCUUCUACGCCGACUUCGUCGAGAUGCUCGACGGGACGGUGCGGACGGGGUACGAGACCGUGGCGCCCGUCGUCAAGGAGCUGGAGAAGGAGCUGGGCGCGCUGCUCCCUGAGCGGUGGGCCCAGAAGGUCGCCGAACACGGGAGCGCGGUGCGCGAGUGGAGCCUGCGCCCCCUCGGCGACUCGCUAAAGCUAAACUUGGACGACCGGAACCGGACAUCCACUCCGAGUGCUCUCCCCCCUCUCCUUCGCGAUCUCGCUAAAGCUAAACUUGGCCGAGACAUCCUCGCCAAGUCCCCGCUGAAGUUGGCGCUGGGAGUAGCCGGGUGUCUCUUCCUGGCGCUCUGCUUCUACCGCUGCUGCUGCCGGCGGCGCAAGCCGCCUCACAAGCGGCUCGUGGAGCCCGACGAGGAGGAGGCGCGGGGCGGCAUGCCAAGUCCGCGGCCGAAGCGCCGCUCCGAUGCCCUUCAUUGGCAGGAGCUUAGGAUGAAGGAGAUGGGGGGGCUGGUGAUGCGCUGCGUCUCGCCGGUUCCUCUUUUCCGCGCCCCCCCCGCAAGGCGCGCGAUACACUCGCCGUGA
Molecule: messenger RNA, 900 nt
Organism: Emiliania huxleyi CCMP1516
Lineage: Eukaryota; Haptophyta; Isochrysidales; Noelaerhabdaceae
Exons: 1
Coding region: 1-900 (299 amino acids)
Source: RefSeq, a predicted model, not a curated record